This is a messenger RNA of Lacerta agilis (Sand lizard), 2577 nucleotides long. RefSeq names its product arachidonate 15-lipoxygenase B-like. The coding region runs from base 80 to 2242 and encodes 720 amino acids. The record is from RefSeq and is a predicted model, not a curated record. Gene Ontology annotation, biological process: linoleic acid metabolic process; lipid oxidation. Gene Ontology annotation, molecular function: protein binding; iron ion binding; oxidoreductase activity, acting on single donors with incorporation of molecular oxygen, incorporation of two atoms of oxygen. The transcript has 14 exons. Lineage: Eukaryota; Metazoa; Chordata; Lepidosauria; Squamata; Lacertidae.
GACUUUGACUUAGCUCUGUCGCUCGGAGGCACCUGGGCGUAGCUCAGCCAAAAGGGAGACGAGCCGGUUCCUGGAGCAGAUGUUUGCCUCGCCUGCUCACCACACUUAUAAGCCAGGCUCCCGGGUUCUUCCCGAAGUUUUUCCCAGCUUCUAUUUGCCCCGAUCUCCCGAGGGUUCAAACUUGGGCAGGAUGGAACAAGUAGGGAUCUUCUCCUCCAAGCCGACCGAACCAGUUAUCUACAAAGUCAAAGUGACGACCGGGCAAGGUCUCCUAACUGGGACCUUUGACUCCAUUUCCAUCACCUUGGUGGGGACCAACGGAGAGAGCCCCAAGCAGCUUCUGAACCGGGUCGGAACCAGUUGUGCCGAGGGAUCGGUGGAGGAGCACGAAGUCUUUUGUGACCAUGAUCUGGGCCCAAUCCUACUGAUCCACCUGCACAAGGACCCUUACUCCUUCUUCCCCGAGAACAGCUGGUACUGCAGUGCUGUCGAGGUGACGUCUCCGCACGGUGAGGUCUAUCGCUUCCCCUGUUACCAGUGGAUAGAGGGUUACUGCACCAAGUCCUUCAGAGAAGGAGCAGCCAAAACUCCAGCGGACGACACUCAUUAUCUGCAGCGGAGGCACCGCCGUGAGGAGCUGGUGCUAAGUCAUACAAAAUAUGGGUGGAAGGAAUACAUCCCGGGAACUCCGUAUUGUGCCGAUAUCGACACGGCCCAGACGAUGGAGUACAAUAUCCAGUACUCUUUCCCCAAAUCCACUGCCUUUUUCGGACGUGGGACGCUCGCGCUGUUUGAGGCCAAAAUGAAGGGCUUCCUGGACAAACCUUACUCCUGGGAGAAGCUUGAGGACAUCCGCAAGGUGUUUUGGUUCUACCACACCCCUGCCUCAGAGUAUGUGUACAGGCACUGGAAAGAUGACGAUUUCUUCGGCUACCAGUUUCUGAAUGGAAUGAACCCUGUGUUGAUCCGGAAAUGCACAAAGAUCCCGGAAAACUUCCCUGUGACCCAGGAGAUGGUGGCCGGGCCUUUGGGAGAAUACACCACCCUCAAGGAAGAGUUGGAGAAAGGAACCAUCUACCUAGCAGAUUACAAGUUGCUGGAGGAUAUCCCUACUAUCCUGGUGAACGGCAAAGAGCAAUACAUAGCUGCCCCUCUGUGUUUGCUCCACCAAAAGCCUUGCGGAAAAGUCGUUCCUCUAGCCAUCCAGUUGAGCCAACGCCCAGGUCCCCAAAGCCCCAUUUUCUUGCCCACCGACGAAGAGUGGAUCUGGACCUUAGCCAAGACCUGGGUGCGAAACUCCGAAUUCCACAUGCACGAGGUGAACACCCACCUGCUCCGUGGACAUCUGAUGGCGGAAGUCUUUGCGGUGUCAACGCUGAGGCAGCUCCCCAUGUGUCACCCCCUGUACAAGCUUCUGAUUCCUCACCUCCGUUAUUCCAUCCAUAUCAACGUGCUGGCCAGAACCCACCUUAUCAGCCAAGGAGGUACCUUUGACCGGGCCAUAGCGACCGGGCGCCGAGGGUUGGCUGUGCUUCUUAAAAAGUGUUUGGACAACCUGACCUACACGGAUCUGUGCCUCCCCGAGGACAUCGAGGCCCGAGGAGUCGGCUCGCUUGCCGAUUACUACUACAGGGACGACGGGCUGAAGAUAUGGGAUGCCAUCGAGAGCUUCGUCUCUGGCAUCGUGGAACUUUACUACAAAAGCAACUUGUCUGUCCAGAGAGAUUACGAGCUUCAGGCCUGGAUCUGCGACAUCUUCACAAAGGGCUUUCUGUCCAAGCGGUCGUCAGGCAUCCCUUCCUCCAUCCGCUCUGUUCCGGAACUCAUCAAGUUUCUGACCAUGGCGAUCUUCACGUGCUCAGCCCAUCACGCAGCUGUAAACAGUGGGCAGUUUGAACUGGGUGCCUUCAUGCCCAACUUGCCGUCGUCCAUGAGGAAACCUCCGCCUGACGUUAAAGCCCCAGUGACGCUGAAGGAGUACCUGGACACCAUCCCCGAGAUGAACACCACCAGCCAAGUCCUCGCCGUCAUCUGGGUCUUGCGGAAUGAGGAUUUUGACAUGAAACCUCUGGGGCAAUACGACGACGAGCACUUUGUCGAGGAGGAACCGAAGCAGCUCAUCACGGCUUUUCAAGAGCGCCUGGCACACAUUUCCCAGGAAAUCAAGAGCAGGAACAAGUCAAUGCCGCUUCCUUACACCUACCUCUGCCCAGACAACAUAGAGAACAGCACUUGCAUUUAGAAACCUGCUUUUGCAGAGCAGCGCACGCUUCCAGACCAUACUGACCAUGCUGCGGCGCAGCCUUCCUCAACCUGGCGCCCUCCGGGUGCUCGAUACUACAACUCCCACCAGCCCCCAGUCCAAAACAUCCGGAGGGCGCCCGGUUGGGGGAAGGCUACUUUUGAGUUACUCUUUAUGGAGAAAUGGAAGUGCAGCCCCACAUCGCUAGAGAUUUCUUUGAGCGCAGCAGGCUAGGGCCUGCGAUUGUAAACACAGGACAGGACAGGAAUUCUGCAGCAGGCAGGCUCGGGCUGGCAGCAUGCAACUUGAAGAUUCGCAGAACCCUAAAAAAGAAA